GCAGUUUGCAGCAGACCGUCCUUCUCGUCCUCCUUCGCAAACUCACGCAAGCUGCUGGGCACCACGGCGAUAACACUGUUGAUUUUGACGCUGUGGGAUCAGCCGCGACAAUUUUAACCCUCAUUUAAGCCGCCGCAGCCAAUGGAUCCGGGGGGUGGAUAGGGCUCGCUAGGGGAGUUGUCUGCUUGCAAGUAAGCCGAUUGGGCCGCCUUAAAAAGGGCACACCUCCGCCUUCUGCCGCCGUACAGAAAUAGAAAGGUCUGGCAGGGAGAGCAGCUCUAGUAAGAGGGACAAAUUAAGACGAUUUACUCCAAGUGAGAGCCGGUUUCAUUAGGAUAGUAGCUGUUUACCUUCUCCAGCCUGGCUGACCACCGAGCCGGGGGGUAAAUCUGCUGUUUCAAUCAGAUCCAAACACAACUAUAUAUAUAUAUAUAUUUUAUAAUUGAUUCUGAAUUACAGCUUAAAUCCACGUGAAAGCUUCCAACUUGUUAAUUAACUAAAGGAAUGGCCCUAGACUUCGCCGCUGGAUGUGUGGGAGGUGCUGCUGGUGUUUUGGUCGGCCAUCCAUUCGAUACUGUGAAAGGUGGGUGUUUCCUAAUUCCUUCCUUUGAUUUUCUUUCACCUUUGUUAGGCAAUAAACAUAAUUUACUGAAUUUACAUUUUUUAAAUAACAGAACAUAAACAUUUUCGACAUAAGGAUGAAAUUUGUAAUUAUUUUUCCCAUGUAUGUUUUACUUUUAGGGUAUAUUUCACUAAAUUGGGGCCAGAAAAUCCUGUAAGGACGGGACAGUACUUCCUAAUCCAACCCAGUUAUUCAUUUUCUACUACAAAACCCUAAAAAAUAAUAUUUCCGGUCAGCUGUGUUUACUUCAGAGAAUGUGUGUGAAUAUUGGCAGCUGUUUUGUAAGAAUCCAGUAACUCAUAGGAUAUGUUCACACUACAGCCUGAAGUGACCCAAAACUGAUUUUAUUUGUAUUUUCUUUAGUCAUUUUUUCCAAAUGUGACUUUUUAAAUUUAAAUAAAUGACAAGUAUACAAAGUAUUUACAUAGAUAAAUUAUUCUGAGAGCCUUUUCCUUAGUGGACUGUUAUUGAUUUAACAUAUAGCUCCUUAUAUUUAAUAAAAUGAGGCGCUUUAUUGGUAAUUUGCAUAUAUAAAUGUAAAAUUUAGCAAAACAAAUGAGCAAAGUUCAUUAUAUAAAAAAAAAUGUAGGAUCCUUUCUGGGGAAUUUAGAAAAACGGAAUGAAACACUUCCCUAACUUAAGUAAAAACACGUUAAAAUAUGGUUAUUAAUAAACCUCCUUCCAAAGUUUGGUGCCAAAAGAGGACUGACAGAAUCUUAAAAUUUUCCCGCAGGGUAAAUUUUAUAAAGAAUUUUAAAUGACAUUUCCUUCACAUUAUUUACGAUUAAAUAUUUAUGGGGGAUCAUCCAGGCAGUUUUCCAGCUAGUCCAAAUAUGCGACUUGUAUGGAAGUCAAAAGACCUGAAAUGUCCCUCAUGCGCAGUAGAGGGCGCAGUAACGUCUAGCUGCUAGCGAGCAGCGCAGUGCUGAAAAGAAGAAGUGUUCAGUGUUUGCGGAAGUAAACAUGGAUGCUAAUAACUUACGAUUUUAAAGUUAUCACAUUCACAACUUGAUCCUCAUUAUUGUCCGCCAUGGUUGUUGUUCCUUAUUUAUGUUUGCGCGUCUCAGGACGCAGAAUAGUCGAGAGUCAAUGAGGUUCCGGUCGGAUGAAUGCGACCCGAUCAGAUGUGUAAUGGAUUUAGAGUCACAUAUUCAAUCAAAAAAUCCAAUUUGUGUUCUUCAGACUGUCAUAAAAAAUCGGCUACGGCUCGCUUUAAGGCAAAAAUAAAUAAAUAAAUAAAAUGUUUCUUGCCACUUCCGGCUGCAGUGUGAACGUAGCCGCCGUAAAGUAAAUAUUUCCGUGCUGGAAAAGCGUCCGCUGGUGAGGAAGCUUCUUCCCAUGAAGGCGAAUGUUAAUGUUGCAGCUUGUUUCAGAGGCUGAAUGGAUGUUGGUUGUAGUUCUUUUGACACCUUGCUGUUUGAUGUCGUUUCUCCCUGAGCCGGUGUCUGCUUGGGGCUCGGGGCGGCUGUCUUUAACAGCUACAGUGUCACUGUGUUGUAGAUGAGAGAGAGAAAUAAACAACCUCUCCACGGAAAUGUGACCUAGUAAGUAUGGUCCAGGUCUUUCUUUAUCUCACCCAAUGUCCUGUCUUGAGCUAUAGAAAUAUAAAAGCCAAGAAGGCAUUUUUAUUUUCUUUUUUUCUCCUUUUUAUUAUUUUACUCAACGUUUUACUCGGUAAUGUUGCACCCCAUAAGCAUUUUAACCCCUCAAACGAAUGAUUGUCUGCUUAUUUCCCUGCUUUGUACACUGCAAAAACACAACCUUACCAAGUAUUUUUGGUCUAGUUUCUUGUGCAACUUUAGAUGACUAAAGCUCUAUAAACACUUUCUAAAUCAUUAAUAACUGUUAAUAUAUGCUAAAAAAAAUUAAGCUUACAAAUGCUUAUUGUUCUUUCAAAGUAGUCUGAAACAUUUAGUGUAAUAAAAUAAAUAGGUGAGACAAGAAACUAGUUGGUUUCAUCGCUUUCUCACAAUUAAUGCAUAACGGUUAUUAAUUAUUUAGAGAGUGUUAAGAGAUUAAUUAACAUCUAUAAGGGGAGCUUUAUGGAAAAGUGGUAUCUUAGUACAUUUAAUAUGAAAGCUAACUUAUAAAUAAGUUUUCAGUAAGAUAUUGAAGCUAGUUUUUUUUUUUCCAACAUUAUCUUUAUUGAUUUUUCAACAAUGUUUGAAAAACAUUGUGCGCUCUCACAUCAAAGGAAAAGUCCAGGGUAGUUAAAUUAUUGUCCAACAUUCAACUUGUGUUUCCUUGCAUGCCAGGUCGUUAUGGGAUCUUUUAGAGCAGCACUUAUUACAUACAGAGUACAUGAGAAAAGAAAAACAAACUCAAAUGUAUAAUUCAAAGUAAAGCAGUCAAGUAUACAAAUAAAGAAGAUUAUUUUAGGACACUGCAGGGGACCAACCACAACUAUAACUCACCCAUAUCCAUGUUUUCUAUAUAUUCCAUAAAAGGACCCCAAAUAUUUUGAAAUAGCGAUAGUUUCCCUUUUAUAAUGAAAGUAAUCUUUUCCAUUGGUAAGGUUGUGGACAUUUCAUUAAUCCAGUUACUGAAUUUUGGUUUACUGGUACUCUUCCAAGAGAGUGCUAUGACUCUUUUUGCAAGUAGUAAACACAAAUCCAUGGCACUAAUAAUCUUUCUGGACAUAUGAUGUCUGUCAGGAUAUAAACCUAGAAUGAACAAUUUGGGGUCAAAAACUGGUUUUAUACCUAGUAUAAUCUCUAGAGCUUGUUUAAUCUCCCUCCAGAAUUGUGCAACUUUCUUGCAUUUCCAGAUACAAUGGAAGAAUGUUCCCUUCUCUUCUCCACAUCUAAUACACAGGUCUGGGAUGGCACCAUUGUACUUAUUAAGCUUUUCUGGCAUCACAUAUGUUCUCAUUAGCCAAUUAUAUUGCAGUACUUUGAGGCGUGUAUUGGUAGUUUGUGUUUGUGCUUCAGCACACGCCUUCUCCCAGCCUGUCCUCUGAAGGCAAAUCCUCCCUCCAGGCAUUGAGCUUCCAUAAAGACGACUCGGAGGAUCCCUCCACUAACAUGCUAUGUAGUUUGGAGAUAAUUCCUUUUCUAAAGCAAUCAUUCUUCAUUUCCAUUUCCAAGGUGGACAUCAGAAGGAUGGACUCACAUUGAUUUUGAGAUGAUCUAAUAAAGUUUCUCACCUGUAGAUAUUCUACAUUUCUUAUAAAAUUCUGUUGGCAGCCCAUCUGGGCCUGGGGCUUUACCCGUUUUCAAGUAAUCUAUUGCUGUAGAUAUUUCCUCGGUAGUUGUAGCUGCACUGAGAUCUUUGAAGCUAGUUUUAAGUAAAUAACUCCUUAAUAUUGACAGAAAAAGUACUGGUUAAACUGGCAAAUGGUUUCACUUAAAACACUGAGAAAAAUGUAUUAUAGGUAAAAUAAUCUACCAAUGUCAGAAGUACUUUUUCUGCUAUUUUAAAGACUUAUUUAUUGAAAAGUUAGAAUUUAUUUCAAGUGUACUAAGAUAUUUGCACUAUAAAAAAGACCAAAAUUACUUGGUAAGAUUGUGUGUUUUUGCAGUGAUAUGUAGUCACUAUGCUCUUUAUUUUGUGUCUGUCAAACGCUCCGCUAACGUUAGCACUGUCGUCCCCAGGUGCGGCUUCAGGUACAAAAUGUGGACAAACCUCUUUACCGCGGGACUUUGCACUGCUUUCAGUCGAUUGUGCGCCAAGAAUCGAUGCUCGGUCUGUAUAAAGGCAUCGGUUCUCCAAUGAUGGGGCUGACGUUCAUCAACGCCAUUGUCUUCGGCGUCCAAGGCAAUGCCAUGCGGAGGCUCGGCCGCGACACGCCCCUCAACCAGUUCCUGGCGGGCGCUGCCGCCGGAGCCAUCCAGUGUGUCAUCUGCUGCCCGAUGGAGCUGGCGAAGACGCGCAUGCAGAUGCAGGGAACCGGCGAGAAGAAGUCUAAGAGGAAGAUGUACAAGAACUCCCUGGACUGCCUGGUGAGAAUCUACAGGAAGGAAGGUUUCCGGGGCAUCAACCGCGGCAUGGUGACCACGCUGCUGCGCGAGACGCCCGGCUUUGGCGUGUACUUCCUGGCGUACGACGUGCUGACGCGUUCGCUGGGCUGCGAGCCGGAGGAUCCGUACAUGAUUCCGAAGCUGCUGUUCGCCGGCGGGAUGUCGGGCAUCGCCUCCUGGCUCUCCACGUACCCGGUGGACGUCAUAAAGUCGCGGCUGCAGGCCGACGGCGUCGGCGGCGUCAACAAGUACAGCGGGAUCGCGGACUGCGUCAGGCAGAGCUUACAGAAGGAGGGGUACCGGGUGUUCACUCGCGGCCUCACGUCCACACUGCUGCGCGCGUUCCCGGUCAACGCCACCACCUUCGCCACUGUGACUCUGUUUUUAAUAUACAUGCGACGGGAGGAAGAAUGCAGCAUGCAGAACUCUGAGCCGCCCGCCGUGCAGCUGCAGCCGCAGCCGACCAGCAUGUAAGGCGCAGGUUAGCUGAUACUCACCUCUCCAUCCAUCUGUGGUAUUUAAAAACUUCUUUUUUUAAACUAAAAGCUGAAUUUGUGUGUAUAUAUGGCUUCUUUUCUCACCCAUGCUUUUGUACAAUAGUUCUAUUAGCAAACUGUAGUGUAAGGGUGCACCGAUUGCAGUUUUUAGGCCGAUCACAGAGCUUUAAAUAAAAAACGCACAUAAAUUCUGCAAUCAUCUUAACGGUUAGCAUUGCUUUCCGCUAAUUUUUAUGUGUUUAGCAGUUUGGAGUUAGAUUCUGGUAAUGCUUCUGUAUCUUUAAAAAAGCCGAUUCCGAUUUUGGACGAUACUAAUGUUUAUUUUUUUUGUCUGAAAUGUUGGUACAUGUAGCAGUUUGUGACAGUGAGGUGACUAUUGUUAACUGCAAACGUGCGGUUGAAAUAAGAUCGGCUUUACAUGCAAGUAUCGGCCGAUCACCCAAAAUAAAUCGGUGCACCCAUACUGUAUUGUUACUGUAAUUGUUACAAACAAGUUUAAAAACAAUAAUGCUGUUUAGUAAAGAUGCAUCAAUAUGAAAAUAUGAGCCAAUAACCAUAUUUGAUGUUAAUAUUUACAGAUAUCUAUAUUUUACCACUUUUACAACACAUUUGGGGGGGUUAAAUGAAUACAGAUUGUUCAUAUCUGACAGAUAUUGUCCGAUACCGAUGUUGGUUCCGAUAUUUAUUGUGCAUCCCUACUACCUAGGUCAGAUAGUGACUGCAUGCAUGUAAUUCUUUGCAGUUAUUCUGGUCAUUUUUUAUGACCAUAACUUAUCAAAACCAUCAUGAUUAUCUGGCAUCUUGCAAUAACGGAGAAUAGUUUACAAAAACGUUCUCAAAGUAUUUUUAAAAGGUCGGCUGGCUUUGUGUGACUUUAACCUCCUUGUGUUAACAUAAAUAUAUUUUUGGAUAUUUUCUCAGAUAAAAUCAAACGUAAGUCUGUGUUUUAAAGAAGCACCUUAUAAUAACUACAUGAAUGGUUGAAGAAACAAAGACGAAAUGUGUUUUUUUUUUGCAGUAACUACUAAAAACACUGAAUGCUGUGUUGAGUAGAGUUGGGUUGGAAGAAAUGAAAACUGUUAUCAGAAGUCACUUUGUCCACAAGGGGGCAGCAGCAGACCAGCUACGUUCGCCCACUUGCACCAUUAGCUGCUCUUUUUACAUACCUGCAUAUUUUACAGAAUAGCAUGGAUUAUACUGGAUGAAUGUUGAGACUUAAGAGCUUAAAUGUGGGUUAAAUUUCCCAAUAAUCAUGCAGAAACAAGUAAUAUCCCUGUAUGUAGAUGGUGCGUGUUGUGUUGGACAUAAUGUACAUUAAUGUGAAAGUGCUGCUGAUUGUUGUUGAGGCUUUAGAAUGACUUGUAAAUCUUUCUUGUAAUUUGUUUUGCUUUUUUUUUUUUAAGUUGGAAGGAUUGCUUUAGCUGUCGAAUGCUGCUUUGUAUUCUGUGCUUGAUUCUGUACGAUACUUUGUACCAAAGUAGCCAUCCAAAGGUAGAUCUUUAAAAAAAAAAUAAAGAUUUGUUUUCUAA
Molecule: messenger RNA, 6607 nt
Organism: Xiphophorus hellerii (green swordtail)
Lineage: Eukaryota; Metazoa; Chordata; Actinopteri; Cyprinodontiformes; Poeciliidae
Gene: slc25a29l
Product: solute carrier family 25 member 29-like
Exons: 3
Coding region: 4300-5055 (251 amino acids)
Biological process (GO): mitochondrial L-ornithine transmembrane transport
Cellular component (GO): mitochondrion
Molecular function (GO): high-affinity L-arginine transmembrane transporter activity
Source: RefSeq, a predicted model, not a curated record